GCACAGAGUCAUCUGAGUGCAGUUACCAGGUCUAAACUGAAAGCACAACAACCUAUGCAGAAACUUGUUGAGCAGAAACUAAAUAAAGACGACGAAACAGCUAUUCAGUAUCUGAAAUGUGCAUAUUACAUAGCGAAACGAGAACUUCCUAAGUCAGAAAUGAAACACAUGAUAAAUUUUGUAGGAUCUUUAGGCAAAGAAAUAAAUAGCAUGCAACAUUCAAAUUUAGACUAUACUAGUGGUACAAGUGUCUCAGAAUUCCACAGUGCUAUCGCAGACGUUAUUUUAGAAGACAAGUUGGAACUUAUUAAGAGAUCGGGUGUGUUUUCGUUAGUGCUUGAUGAGAGUACAGACAUUGGAAACUCCAAAAGAGUGUUAAUGUAUGCUCAGUGUGUAACUGUUGAGGGACUGGAUUACUGCCUAUUAUCUAAUAAGCAGCUGACAGCUGGCUCAGGCAAUGCAGAUAACAUUGUUGAAAUGGUACUUAGUGAACUAAAAUCUAAAGGACUUGACAUCUCUAAAAUGGUUGGAAUCGGCACGGAUGGAGCAAGUGUCAUGACCGGGAAAAAAAAUGGUGUUGUUGUGAAACUAAAAGAACAUUCAUCUGCGCUUGUAGGUGCACACUGUGCUGCACAUAGAACUGCCCUUGCCACCUCGCAGGCUGCUAAGUAUGUGCAAGAAAUGGAUGACUACUCAAGAACAGUGUCUUCAGUGUUUCGCUAUUUCAGCAACUCUUCUCUUAGAUCCAACCGGCUACGUGCGGUACAGUCGGUUCUCAAUCUUCCUGAACUGAAAUUUGCUGAAGUACAUUCUGUAAGGUGGCUUAGUAUGGAGAAUGCUGUGACAGCCAUUUAUAGGUCAUACCCAGCUUUGUGUAUGUGUUUGGAACGUGAGGCUGUGUACGACAGUGCAGCUAAGGGACUUUAUAAUGAAGUAAUACAAUUCAAAUUCAUUGCACUGACUCAUGUUAUGAUGGAUAUUUUGCCAUUCAUGGGACGUCUAAGUAAGAACUUUCAAAGUAAGGUCCUUGACUUCAGCAUGAUAGAUCCGCUCGUCCAAAGUACUUGUGAUAGUUUAGAGGACUUAGUUGAAUGUGAAGGGGCUUUUGUGGAUAAACUAUCAGGCUUCAUUCAGGAAAGAAAUGGGAAAGUGCAGUAUGUCAGACCAGAUUCUGAAUCAAAACUUGGAACUGUAAGUGAAACUGUGAAAAGUAAUCUAGAGUUUGAGGGUUUUGACAAUGAUGACAUUGAGGACUGUGACACUGAAGAUGUUGAUGCUUCAGGAUUUCACCCUGAACUGAAAUACUACUCACAGCAGAAGGAUGUUGUUCACAAAGUGAUGGAGAAAUAUGUAGGCAAAUUAGUUGAAAAUCUUCAUGAUAGAUUUCAGGACAAAAAAAUAAUUUCGAACAUGAAUGUGUUAGUGCCUGGAAAUAUCAUCAGUGCUGAGUCUUUAGCAAAGUACGGAGUUACGGAAUUCAAGGACUUAGUUGAACAUUAUGCCUCUCACAUAACAGGCAGUCCUGAUUUGUGUCUUUCAGAAUAUCAGCAGUACAAGAGACUAGUCUGUGGAAGUUACAGAGAUAAGACACUGGUUGAAAUUAUGUGUGAAAUGUUGAACAAGUACAGUGAAAUGCUCCCAAAUGUACUGAUGAUUUUGAAAUGUUGUGUUGUACUGCCAAUGUCCAGUGUUCAAUGUGAGCGUGGAUUCUCCACUCAAAACAGGAUCAAGUCAAAGCUUCGAACUUCAAUGAACAAUAAAACACUUGACAAUUUGAUGCGAAUUUCAGAGGAAGGUCCGGAUAUAAUCAAAUUUGACUUUAGCAGAGCUCUCAAAAAGUGGAAAUCCGAGAAAAAAAGGAAGCUUUAUGCCUGUUGAAAUGAUAAAUUUAGUACAUAGAAGCUACAUAAUGUGAUGAAAUGGUUGAAUUUAGUGUUUUACCUUGAGUGACCUUAUAAAUUCAUAAUCAUAUACAUGUACUUAUGCUGUCAUGCACAGUAAAAGUAAGAGAUUUGAAGUUAAAAUAAUGUGAUAGAGCUUCUAUUUUUCUUGACAUCUAUAGUUGGACACUGUCAUGCAUUUUUUACUUUACUGAUAUAAGAAGUAAGAGUUGUCUUAUUGUUAUCAUGCUUGAUAAUGUUGUUAUAAACAUAAAGAUGAAAAUUUAUAUAAUAUUAUGCAUGUUUGAUUAUGUUGUUAUAAACAUAAAGAUGAAAAUAUAUGUAAUAUUAUGCAUGUUUGAUAGUAAAAGAACUGUUUAAAAAUUUAGUGGUGUUGCUAAUGUUUUAUCUUUGCUUUUAUAUAUCUGCAUUACAAUUUCUGCAGUAAUCCCUUUAGUCUAUCCGUAAAGUCCGCAACAAUGCCGAGCAAGUC
Molecule: messenger RNA, 2373 nt
Organism: Mercenaria mercenaria
Lineage: Eukaryota; Metazoa; Mollusca; Bivalvia; Venerida; Veneridae
Product: zinc finger protein 862-like
Exons: 1
Coding region: 55-1878 (607 amino acids)
Molecular function (GO): protein dimerization activity
Source: RefSeq, a predicted model, not a curated record